AUACAGAGGAAACUGGCUUAUCAGUUUCCUCUUUGGUUUGUAAAGCCUGUUUUGGGACCUGUAGCCUGGAGAUUUCUAAGAGAUUUGGGAGGGAUGAAAUCUCCAAUCCUGGGCCCAUGUUUUGAGAGCAGCCAGCAAGAUGAUUGCACAGGUGUGUGCAGGCCUUUUUGUGGAGGCCAGGUUCAUGAUUCUGGGCUCCACCCCGGCAGACGGGAGGUCUCUGCCUUGGAGUCAGGUGAGGUCUCUGCCUUGGAGUCAGGUGAGGUCUCUGCCGUGGAGUCAGGUGAAAGCCAGACUAGCUGUGUGCUAGAG
This is a messenger RNA of Staurois parvus, 312 nucleotides long. The record is from the annotation of a GenBank genome assembly. NCBI's taxonomy places the organism in Eukaryota, Metazoa, Chordata, Amphibia, Anura, Ranidae.